GAUGAUUCCCUGCUCCCAACACACCUGAUUUAAAUGAAUGGGCCGUCAUCAGGCCUCAGCAGAGCUUGAUGACAGGCGGAUCAUUUGAAUCAGGAGACAGAACCAGGAUCGAAGAAUGCAGCUAAAGCUGCUUCAGACACACUGUGACCUGUCCACCACAUGAAGUCCAUGUCAUGUUUUACAUCAGAGGGUCCUGUCCAGGUUUUCUUUACACACACAGCUGCAUGGUCUCCUCCCACAGCAGUGAUACUCGUCACCUCAAACUUCCUCUGUACAAAAUGUAAUAAACUUCUUUGUUUUCAGUAGACAUGAGUGCUAAAAGGAACUUCUUGCUGUAAACUGGAAACAACAAGCGCUUUUCUGGAACUUUUGCCCUCAAUUUUCCAUUUUUUCCUGCAUUUUUCUUUGUUGCAGAAACAGAUGAUUCUUCCAGUUCACGUGAGAGUAAAACAUUCCCACUGCAGUAAUGUGUUAGAAGGAGUUAUGCAGGAGUGGUUUAGACCCGAUCGCUGAGAUUGUAGGUUUAUUUUCAGACAAAAUUCAGUCAACUUUACUUAAUGAGGAGAAAGUAUUUGCCCUGGAGUGAACCUUAGUUUUGUUCAUUAAAUGACACGUUUUUGCAUGGUGAUGCCUUAGGGUGAUGUCUUGUGACACAAAAGUGUCAAAGUACACAGUCGACAAAUAGUCUUUAUUGGCAGGAGCCUGUGAAAAAAGUGUUGUGUGUUUGUUUACCGUAAAAUUUUCCAGUAAUGAUGUAAUGUCUCUAACCAUGCAUGGUGAACUAAAAGCUUUUCACACUGCAUUUAGACCUGGUCUGAAAACAUUGUUAGUCCCAGGCUAAAAGAGAGUUUACACUGGUAAACUCUUGGCACUUUUCAAAGUGGGCUACCCUGAGUCCUGCUCAUUCUUAAUUGUUAACAUUAGUCACACAUUCCAAAGGAUAUUUAACCCAGAGCUGGUAGAUGUACCGUGUGAAUCAUAUAGCCCAGGUAUUAGGUUAAUCUUGGUUUAACAAUAGGGCUGUUCACCAUGCUAACUUAGCCCCUUUAGUCCUAGACUAAAAUCAGUGUUAGCCCACUUUGGAAUGUACCAGUAUUAGGCCAACGUGAAUAUUUUCUUAUCUUUGGGCUAACAGCCCCCUUAGCUUUGGGCUAACAGUUCCCUUAGCCUGGGGCUAACUGCUGUGUUAGCCUGAGGCCAACAACUCUCUUAGCCUGGGGCUAUUGGUGCCCCUCACUGGGGGCCAACAGCUCCCCUCUGCUUGGUGCUAACGGUUCCUUAGCCAUGGGCUAACAAUAGCUUUCGCUUAGGCAUAACAGCUCCCUUAGCUUGGGGCUAACAGCUCCCCAAGGAAAUCCCUGGGCUAAGAACAUGUAACGCGUAGUUUAGCCCAACUAUAUUUGCAUAGAUACAGAAUAUAACCAUUAUAUAAAAAAUAAUUAAAUAAUCAGAAUAUAAGUGCUUUUCACAUGCCAUUUCGUCCCAGGUCAGAAAAAAAAAUUCUGGCACAUCCUUGACUUUUGCUUAAGGCUUAAUUGCCCUGCUUCAGAACAGGUUCAGCCCAGAGUUUGCAGGGUUAGCAUCUGAACACCGGCUAAACACGGAGAUUAAAUGUGCCAGUGUGAAAUGGGGCUCAAGUAAACAAGAGUAUUUACAUUAGUUUUGAAUGUAACGUUUCCAAAGGAUACUAACAUAAGUUGAUCUUUCAUUGUUCAAGAGCUGGGACAAAAUCAACGGAGCCUGACUGCCUUUGAGGAAUCAGACUUAUUGGUUCCAUUUAAGUUUUCCAAUUAAAGCUCCAGUCCUCGACAUGUCCUGUGACUCAGACCCUUACAUCUUUUCCACUGACACUCUACCUGCUGACCGCCGCUUCCUCCCUCCACUGGCCAAUGGGCGUCUGGGAUGGAGGGUGUACAGCAACAUCAUGCAUAUGGGUGGUGUGUAUAACGGGGAGGGUGGACGGUGUCACCGAGCGGAUGUCCCCUGUCCUUUCGCUGUGGAGGUGGAGACGGAGGAAACCACCCAGCACACCUACAGCCUAGACACUCACUCAGGCAUCUUUACCCACACGCUGAGCUCGGCAAAUGUGACCAUCUCACAGUCUUUGUAUUCACACCGAUACUACUCCAACCUGAUGGUGAUGGAGGUUCUGCUGGUGCGACAGGUGACCUCAGAGGAGCCAAUCACUGUAAAGCUGGUCAGUUCAUUCACGCCUCAGAGCAAAGACAUCGUGUUCGAGUCUGGUCCUGAUUACAAAGGAGGAACGUACAUCCAUGGAAUGACAAAGAGUGCUGAGAUCCCAGGAGGUUCCUGUCCCAUGGUGCACCUUAUCUGGAGCCAUUUACCCUCUACUCUGACACUGCUUCCAGAGCAGAGCCAGGCUCGCUGGGGAUUCAUCCUGGUCGGGACUAACAGCUUAGACAUAGCCAAGGCCAGUUUUGAUGAGGGCCUGGAUCUGAUGGCGGCAGGCAACCUGCGCCCGUCUCAUGAGAAUGCCUGGAAAGAACUGUGGCUGCAGAGCAAGGUGGAGGUGACAGGGUCAGAAACCCUGAGCAAGGCCGUGAUUGGCUGCAUGUUCUACCUCCUCAGUGCCUUCCCUUCCAUACAUGACACCUCCAGCUCUUUUGGUGGCGUCAGUCCAGGUGGGCUGUCUAAUGGAGGGGAUGGUCAGGACUACUGGGGCCAUGUUUUCUGGGACCAGGACCUCUGGAUGUAUCCUGGUAUAGCCCUUUUCUAUCCCAAGCUAGCCCGAGCAGUGCUAGAGUACAGGGUGGGGACUAUAGAUGGUGCAAAGGACAACGCACAAAAGCAGGGCCACAAGGGACUAAAGUUCCCCUGGGAGAGUGCUGUGUCAGGGAGGGAGGUGUGUCCAGAGGACAUUUACGGACAACAAGAGAUUCAUAUAAAUGGAGACGUCACCCUGGCCUUCCAACGAUACUUGUACCUCACCGAGGAUCUGUCCAUGUUCACAGAGGGCCGGGGCAGUGAGGUGAUCUAUGGUGUGGCUGAUUACUGGGUUUCUAGAGUUACCUGGAACCCUGAGGACCAGAAGUAUCACCUCAUAGGUGUCAUGCCACCUGAUGAAUAUUAUUACAAUGUCAACAACUCUGUGUUCACAAACACUGUGGCCAAAUUCAGUCUCCAGUUCGCUGUAGAACUGGCUGCCCUCCUCCAACAUCCUGCACCAACUGAAUGGCAGGAAGUGGCCGAUGGCCUCAAAAUACCUUUCGACCAAGAAUCCCAGUACCAUCCCGAGUUUGAUGGCUACAUUAAAGGUCAUCCAGUGAAGCAGGCUGAUGCAGUUAUGUUGAGCUACCCUCUUGAUUUGCCAAUGUCCCCAGAGGUCAGGAGGAAUGACCUUGCAGCGUAUGAGCCAGUAACUGACCCCAGCGGUCCAGCCAUGACAUGGAGUAUGUUUGCAAUCGGCUGGAUGGAGCUUGGGGAGGCGGAGAAGGCGCAGAGUUUACUUCAGAAGUGCUUCAAGAACAUCCAGGCACCCUUCCAGGUAUGGAGUGAAUCAUCAGAUGGCUCUGGUGCAGUCAACUUCCUCACAGGUAUGGGAGGAUUCCUGCAAGCUGUGCUGUUUGGCUACACUGGCUUCAGAGUUCAGAAGGAAUGCCUGGCCUUUUCUCCACUUCUCCCCAAGGACAUUUCUGAGCUCUGCAUUCGUGGUGUGAACUACCUGGGCAGUCAGAUGGAUUGGCUGCUGAGGAAAAAUGAAGUUUGUAUCAUAGUGAGGGAACAGACAGGACGUGCCAAGACCCCUGAUCUGCAGGUGGUCCUCAAGGCAUCAGGAACCAAAAUCCCUCUCUCGCCAGGGCAGCCAGUAACAUUUCCCCGAGAGCCUGGGUAUGUUUGUAAACAGGCUUGGACGUCUUCCUGUUGGCCCGUCUGAAACCUCAACCUGGGACCCUCCUGAUCAUUUCAUGUACAAAGAAUUAAAAUGAUGCUGACCAAGUCAUUUCAUAUCUGAGCUACUGCUCAGUUGUAUGUUGGUAUUCACUUGUGUAACCAUGGACAAAAUGUAUGAAAUAGCUUGCUGUAUAACACAGUGGGAUCGCAAGAAUUACUAAACAUGAGUUUGUUUUUAUAUCAUUUUACAGAAUGUUUAUUGUACUUCUUUAUUUGGUUAAAAUGAAAAAAUGUUUUGACAUGAACAUUUUGAAAGUGUCCAAAAAACAUCUGUUGCAACUUAUUUCAGUUAUUUGCUAUUGUAAUAUGCCACAUUAUGAAAUAUUUUGUUUUGUGAUCAAAAUGUGUUCAAAUAAAACUCCUUUCAUUCUGUGCAAAUCUUCA
Molecule: messenger RNA, 4296 nt
Organism: Acanthopagrus latus (yellowfin seabream)
Lineage: Eukaryota; Metazoa; Chordata; Actinopteri; Spariformes; Sparidae
Gene: pgghg
Product: protein-glucosylgalactosylhydroxylysine glucosidase
Exons: 14
Coding region: 1811-3895 (694 amino acids)
Biological process (GO): carbohydrate metabolic process
Molecular function (GO): catalytic activity
Source: RefSeq, a predicted model, not a curated record